Elephantulus edwardii (Cape elephant shrew) is the source of this 252-nucleotide messenger RNA. Its product is annotated as UPF0184 protein C9orf16-like. The transcript has a single exon. Lineage: Eukaryota; Metazoa; Chordata; Mammalia; Macroscelidea; Macroscelididae. The record is from RefSeq and is a predicted model, not a curated record. The coding region runs from base 1 to 252 and encodes 83 amino acids.
AUGUCGGGCCCCAACGGGGACCUGGGCAUGCCGGUGGAGGCGAGUGCAGAAGGCGAGGAAGACAGCUUUGGAGAAGCAGAAUAUGCUGCCAUCAACUCUAUGUUGGACCAAAUCAACUCUUGUUUGGACCACCUGAAGGAAAAGAACGACCACCUCCACGCCCGUCUCCCGGAGCUGCUUGAGUCCAACCGGCAAACACGCCUAGAGUUCCAGCAGCAGCAUGGGGAGGCCUCCAGCGAUGCCACCCACUAG